Molecule: messenger RNA, 3111 nt
Organism: Penaeus vannamei (Pacific white shrimp)
Lineage: Eukaryota; Metazoa; Arthropoda; Malacostraca; Decapoda; Penaeidae
Source: RefSeq, a predicted model, not a curated record
AUGGAGGAACACGUUGUCUUCACCAUCAUCAAGAUCAUCGUGGCGGGGCUGCGAGAUCUCAGAUCGCAGCCAAACCUCUACGGGAGAUAUGGACGCCAUGUUUCAACCGUCAGAGAAUACGUUUUAGGGACAGAAUGCACUGGCAACGGCACGGUGCAAGAAAGUGCAAUGAAUCUCGGUGUUAGAUUGACUACAGAAAAGUGUCCUUUGUCGAGUAUAUGUAACAUUCAGCGGGCGUGGAUGUGUGAUGCGCGUGCGUGCGGGAGGUCGCCUGGCACUGGCCCUCCUGACUGCCACCACCUCACCCUCCUGCUGGUGCAACACUGCCGCCUCUCACAGCACUUGCAGGGUGAGGAUGACGGCCACGAGCGACCCCUGGCUUGGAGGGACGAGGAGCAGAGAGCACAGACACGUCAGCUCCUCCUUCAGAUAGCACAGCUCAAGGAGGAGAUAGCCAGACUCCAGGCUGCUCGAGAUGCCGCCCUCCUGGCCGCCACGCCCCCAGCCCCCGCGGAGGCUCCCCCGACGCCCGCCUCGACCCCGAACCGACGGCCCCACAACGGCAGCGGCAGCGUGGUGACGGUGGACGCGGCCUGCGGCGCCCUCAUCCAGCACCAGGUGUCGCAGUCCGAAAUCACGCAGGGCAUCCCGCUCAACAAUGAAUACGAGAUCAUCUCCUUCUCUCACUUCACCUGGUCGCGCGUGUACCCGGCCGAGCUCGGGCUGGGCAAGCGGGUGGUGGAGAAGCCCAUCGGAUUCCGGCGACGAGAUAUCCUGGCUUCGCUCACCACGGCCCUCGAGCACCUCAAUGGACCCGUGCCUGCGAGGUUCACCGUCGACGACUUCGUGGAGGGGAUGUACCGCACCGUGCCGACCAGCGGGACCCAGUACGAGCUCCUCUUCCACGACCGCCACGCGAACCGGUCGUCACACCAGUACAGGACAGUUACUCUAAUGAGGCCAUUUGCUCCUCUCACGGUCGUCGCCAGGGAACAGCAGACGACGAAACAGCUGAUCAACAUCGUCCUGCCCCUCUCCGGUCGCACCGAAACCUUCCGUGGCUUCAUGGACAAGCUCGUCACCAUCAUCUUGAGACACGACCGCAGAGUCUUCCUGACCGUCGUGUACUUUGGCCACGAGGGGCUGCAGGAGGUGAGGAACAUCAUCACCAACGCGUCGAAGGAAGCCAAGUUCCGACACAUCAAGUUGCUCACCCUCAACGAAACCUUCUCGAGAGGGAAGGCGCUGCAGGUGGGAGCCACGCACUGUCCAGGGCGACGUCUCCUCUUCAUGUGCGACGUGGAACUCGUCUUCAGCACGCGGUCCUGGAGCGAUGUUCGCCUCAACGCCUCCCCGGGACACUCGGUCUACUACCCCGUCGUGUUUCUCCUUACAACCCCCAAUGGUCUACCCGCUCGCACCAGGGGAAACCUGUGGCCUCAGGAACUGGACCAACUCGUCAUCUCGAGAGACACAGGAUUCUGGCGUGACUUCGGCUACGGGAUGACCUGCCAGUACAGGUCGGACUUCCUCAACGUCCAGGGCUUCGACGAGGAUAUCAUAGGAUGGGGAGGAGAGGACGUGCUGCUCUACCGCAAGUACGUCAAGUCGCGGCUGUCCGUGAUCCGCUCCACCGACCCGGGCAUCUUCCACCUGUGGCACCCGAAGGAGUGCUCCACUUCCCUCUCAGCUGAUCAGUACCGUGCCUGUAUCACUUCACGUGCUUUGAACGAGGCCUCCCACGCCCACCUCGGCCUCAUUGCCUUCAAGGACGACCUCGGGAAGCACCCCCUCGGCGCCGAUGCUCUCACCGGCAGCCAGGCUCUUGAGGAACAGCAACUCAAGGCUGAGAUGUAGUCGUUGAAUUUUCUUUUUUUCUUUUUUUUUUUUAUAAUUCUUGAAAGCUGUUUUAGAAAUGAUAAGAGAAAAUGGAUACGCUGCGCAGUGCCUGUGACUGAUGCCUCUCUUUCCAGAAUUUUCUAUGUGGAAAUAAAUCUACAGAUAUAUAGAUAUAUAUGUGUGUGUGUGUUUGAAAAAUAACUUUGGAAAUGUUGCUACUUUCAAGUCUAUAAUACUUCCAAAUCACAACCGAAAGUUAGCCAGUUCUAUUGCAUAUUGUAAGCAUGUGAAACUUUUUUUUUCUCUCAAUUGCUUAAAGGAAAUACAGAUAAUUAUUUUCAAGGAGUCAUGAUAAUUAUCUUGAUUAUUAUUUUUUAAUGAACAAAUAUUUCUUCCCGGUCACCUGUAUCUGUUCUGCCAUUAGUUCUUAAUCUUCUGUUAUUACAAGAAUUUGUAUUCAUAUUUUCACCUGUUUCCAUGAUCAACCCUUUGGCUGGGAGCUGAAAUAAACACACGGUAUAUGGAAAAAAUAUUUAAUAUUUCCAUUCUUUCAUUUCACUUCAACAUAAACAAAGACAUAAAAAGGACAACGAUAAAUUAAGAUAAAUGAAAAAAUAGGAAGUACAUAUAAAGUUCAGUUCCUGGUUCAUUAAGCCUAAAAAAUAUUAUUAAUCGUAAUUAAAUUAAUAAUAAGCGUAAGGUGAAAAGAUGCAUUAAUUAAGAGAUAAAAUCAUACAGAUCUUGCCUCAUGUUGCAAAAUGAGAGGAAAAAAGUCAAUAAAGGCGAAAUUAUAAUGCAUUAAUCAGACUAAAUAAUCUUUGAAGUGUGAAGAAUAUCGCGAAAAUGAGCAGCCAAAGGGAUCGAAAGAUAAAAUGAUAAUAUUUAAUAUUCCAUUUACGUCCGUUAUCAUCAUUACCUUCAUGACUUUGAUUCCGAAUGUUGUAAUAAUUUUUUUCUUAUUUUUCUUUGUAUGAAUAUGCUGUUUGUAAAAUACCUGCAAGUGGAGAAUAGCUGUUGGUAUAUGGCGAGGCAUAAUAGUGUAUGUCAUAAGAGUAAAAUAUUUGAGAAAUGUAGAAUAUAAGAGAUUUUUACUUUCUUUAUUAUUAUUAUUAUUAUUAUUGAGCUCCUCGGUUGUAUAUAGUUCCUUUUAUUCCUGUUAAAGCACGUCGUUUUUUAUAUAUAUAUUUGUCUACAACAGUAUUAACCUUACCUUUUGAUUUUUACUCUUAAAUACUGUCGUUAUUAUUUUUAUUAUGUUUUUAUCAUUAUCAU